UCUUUGUUUACCUGAUUAGGAUGAAUCAUUGUGUUGUGCAUUAUAAUGCAGCAAAUGAGGUUAUUUUCAAUUUCCUUUUCCUACAAGGAUUUGGAAUCAAUCAGAUGGUUCGGCCGCAGAAACAGUCUUACAUAUCCAGAUUUGGCUUUGCUUAGAUUCGAAAAAUGCAGAGAUUUCGAACAACGUUGGUUCGAUCUCUUGGAGAGACGAGAGGGUUUUGCACAACACCAAACACUGAUAAAAUCGUGGCCUCUGUCCUCUUCGAGAGACUCCCUGUUGUUGUUCCCAAAAUCGAUCCCAUCGUCUAUGCAUUUCAAGAAUUCUCGUUCCGGUGGAGACAACAAUAUCGGCGGGCAUAUCCUGAUGACUUCUUGAAAAAAUCUGAUGCUAGGGGAACGGGUGAUUACCAAAUUGAUUAUGUACCUGCUCCUCGGGUCACUGAGGCUGACAAAACUAAUGAUAGAAGGUCAUUACAGAGAGCGCUUGACAGAAGGCUUUAUCUUCUCAUCUAUGGUAAGGCAUAUGGGGCUCCAAAUGGGACACCAGUGUGGCAUUUUCCAGAAAAAAUUCACGAGUCUGAAGAGACAUUGCGUAAGUGUGCGGAGUCUGCAUUAGAAUCUGUCAUAGGUGACCUUUCCCACACAUAUUUUGUCGGAAAUGCUCCAAUGGGCCAUAUGGUGGUGACACAGCCUACAGAGAAUGGAUUGGAUCUUCCAUCGUGUAAGCGGUUCUUCUUUAAAUCUCAAGUGAUUGCAACCAACAAGUUCAAGAUUGGGAAGUGUGAUGAUUUCGUUUGGGUGACCAAGGAUGAACUGCUGGAGUACUUUCCCGACCAAGCUGAAUUCCUUAACAAGAUGAUCAUCAGCUGAUGCUGCUGUAAAUUUCAUCUGCAAGAUUUCAAUAAAUCACAAUUCUGGAUGUUACGCAUGCAUUAAUUCAUUGGGAAGCGUGUUAUUAUAUACCAAUCAGAGGACCAAUUUUGACCGUCCUGAAAGAAAAGUUCAAGCUGAUGAGGAAAGAUUAGGCAAGCGAAAGCAGUAUUUACUGUUCAAAGAAUGAGCGUUAAUGUUCAACCGUUCAACUUUUGGUAUUUAAGUAGGUUUUUUUGAUGAAAAAAUUUUCAUAUUACGACUUAUUUUGCAUCCUUAAAAUGCUUAUUUUUCCAUUCCUAUUAUCUGUACCCAAUUUCUUCCUUUUUACUUCA
This is a messenger RNA of Camellia sinensis, 1204 nucleotides long. It is a transcript of the gene DECOY, whose product is annotated as decoy. Gene Ontology annotation, molecular function: structural constituent of ribosome. Gene Ontology annotation, cellular component: mitochondrial large ribosomal subunit. The record is from RefSeq and is a predicted model, not a curated record. Lineage: Eukaryota; Viridiplantae; Streptophyta; Magnoliopsida; Ericales; Theaceae.